AAAUUUCCAAACGGCCAAAUGUAAACGCCGUGAUUUUCAGCAUUUUCAAUUUCAUACUACGCCAACCGAAUAGGAAUACCUCCUGAGCCACCGCCGGAGUUUUUAAAAACUACUAGGUAGAGGCAUCCAAAUCCUAUUCGUUUCUUCCCCGGCCAAGAGGCAUCCAAAUCCUAGUCCCUCGCCGGAGUUUUUAAAAACUUGUUUUACUCAAAUUUUACUCAAAUUGUAAUAUUUAAAUCCUCUACCUAACAAGUUGAUUAGUUAAUGGUAGAGUACAUUCAACCGUUAUUGUGAUUACUCAGCGGACGGGUAGGCCUCAUGCCUAGGGUUUGGAGCGGUGAUUAUCGAUCGUCCGCGAUUUUCUCUCCUCCUCGCACAACGAUCGAGGCUUGAACAACAGCAGCUUCGGCGAUUGAGCCAUAUGUUUCGUGAGAUCAAUCAUUUACCGAAUUGAUCCAUGGCAAGCGCUUGGGAGAACGGAGACAACGCUGGUGGCAUUGAGGCGCUAGCAAAGGUUUACGGUGAGUUGGAUAUUGAAGAAUCCAGUUUUCAAAUGAUUGGGUUGAUGAUUUUGGCUUUGAUGAUGGUCGAGAUGGGAGCGGCACCAACAGUGUUUGUCCCGGGUAGAACGCUAGAGGUAUGUGUCCCGAUUUUACGACAGGUCUUUCAUUAGUUGGGAUUGAAGGCAGAUGGUGAAGCGGUAUUGGUCCGCGCCCCUCCUGAGCCACCGCCGGGGAAGAAACGAGUGACUAUGAUUUGGAUGCCUCUUUUAGUUAGUUUUGAUGUUUUCUUUUAUUAUUUUAGCGUUCAUCAAUUCCGGAUUAAUUUCUUUGUGAACACUAGUGAUAGUCUCCGUUGCAGUUUGGUUCGGAUUAGAUUUGUCAGUGGAAGCGAUAAGGCUUGUUUGGCCGUUAAAAGCUUCGAAGCUCUCACUACAUGGUUCACGAAUAGUCUCGCUCUUUGCGGGGUGGUCUAUUCUAUGUCUAGCCAGAGAAUGGGAAAGCCUUUUGGCUAUGCAGAGCCUCAUGAGGAGGUUUUAGCGAUAUUUGGUUAGAUGUACUUCGAAAAGUUUGCUUGAUUUAAUAUAAUUAGUUUCCUUUCAAAAAACAAGUUAAUUAGUUUUUCCACGUUGAAAUAA
Cuscuta epithymum is the source of this 1138-nucleotide messenger RNA. NCBI's taxonomy places the organism in Eukaryota, Viridiplantae, Streptophyta, Magnoliopsida, Solanales, Convolvulaceae. The record is from the annotation of a GenBank genome assembly.